Darwinula stevensoni is the source of this 1925-nucleotide messenger RNA. The record is from the annotation of a GenBank genome assembly. NCBI's taxonomy places the organism in Eukaryota, Metazoa, Arthropoda, Ostracoda, Podocopida, Darwinulidae.
AUGAAGCAUUACCAUGAUAUUAACAUAAAACAUCCUUUUGACUUGUCACUUCUCCAUAACUUGGUUCGCCACUAUACGUGGUUUGAUGCCAUGGGUGAUGCCCCAGUUCACCCACCCCAAGAACUGGGCCUGUGUUUUCAUACUAUUCACAGUAUCCACCCUCAUCCAUGCAUAUAACUAAAAAACUUUGGGGAAGCUAUAGAGAAAGAUGAAGUUGGUAAAGAAGAUGAGAUGAGGAAGAAGAGGCAGAAGAGGCAUGAAAAGAAGUAUUGAAAAAUGAAUAGUUUCACACUGUAGCAAACUGCAUCUCCACCUGAUGAAAAGCACCAGCAGAGGCUUGGCAGAUUCACAGGUCCCAUGGUCAACGUAAGCAUGAUGAAUGCCAUGCCAAUUCAGCAACCUCAACCACAGUCACAACUACAGCCUCCACAACAGCAGCAGACACAACAGUGGCAAGGAACAGUUCGAAUGACAAUGAACCCACAAGGAGUGAUGCAGCAACAAGGCCCUGUUUUCCCUCAGCAAAAUCAGUACACCAUGGUGCAACAAAGACAGCAGCAACAACAACAAGAAGCUACAAAUCAGACUCAAUCAAAUUCUCUAUUGCAUCAACUUAUUCAGCCAUCAUCCCAGCCACAGACAUCUAUGCCUCAGCAGAAUCUAAACAUGGGCAUGACUGGACCAAGAUUAGGAAUGGGGAUGCAAGGGGAUCUCAGCAUGGCUCAGUCUCAACCACAGCAGCAGCAGCAGCUUGGCGUGGGAAUCAAUUUACAAGAUCAGCAACAACAGCAACUGGGUGGGGCCAAGCAUCGACGCUUCAUCUGGGAAGGAGUACUAGAAUGGAUAGAAAAAGUGAAAGGGCCAACAGAGAUGAAGAUUCCCCGUCAGCUACCCUGCAAGGUCUCCUGUUCAGUUGACUUGAAUGGAGAACCUGAAAUAAAAGCUGAGCAUUGGCCUCAGAAGCUUAUUAUGCAACUGAUCCCAAAACCAUUGGUUGUGGCACUGGGUGGGCAAUAUUUCAAGAAUGCUCAUUCUGUUUUGUUUCAUCCUGCACCCAGUGAAGCUCUUGAUAAUCUGGCUAAGGUCAUGGCACAAGGCCUGGCAGGAUGUGUGCAUUUCCAGACAGCUGGUGGACCUCCCUGUGACAUUAAAGUUCUCAUGCUCCUCCUCAGUCCUGAGAAACAAGCAUAUGUUGGCUUCAUUCCAAACGAUCAGGCAGGUUUUGUGGAGCGAAUCAGGGAUGUCAUACGGCAACAGAAGAGUCAGCAAGCUAUUCGUCAGCAGACACGGCAGGCUCCGGGGCAAGGCGGAACACCCCCUCCUUCAACUCCAAAUCCUGUUCCUGGAGGGAUGACCAUGAACCUUCCGAUCUCAUCAGCCAAUACCCAGAUAACAGUGAAUCAGAUGCCAGGCCCUGGAGGUGCAGGUAGAGGAGUCACGACUGGGGGAAGUGCAGGCCCAUCAGGUCAAGGUCCCAGUACUGGAACUGGGGAAUUCUCCCACCUUGAGGCUGAGAGACAACAGAAUCUCCUUCAGAUUCAGCAACUCCAAGCUUCCCUUGAUGCAGCCCAAUUCAAAGAACAGCAGCUGAGACAGGCACAAGUAAGAAGAUACCAGUUUCUUUAAAUGAUUCUUGUGCAAGCUACUCUAUAUGCAUGCAGCAAGACCCUUCUAACUCUCUCUGGAAAAUGGGAAUGUUGACAUGAUUGGCAAAAAUACUAACAGCUACGAGCACUCGAUGCUGUACAUCUCUUGCCUUGAUAGAUUGAAGGUUGCGGAAAGGGUCCUGCUGAGCCUGGUCCCCCUCCAGUGACCAAGGAGCCUCUUCUCAGGGCACAGCAAUUGAGGAACAUUCAGCACCAGCAGCAGCCAUCACCACAGCAACAGCAACAGCAACAGCAGCAGCAACAGCAACAGCAGCAGCA